CUUCUUUUUCCUUUCUUCCUUUUUCCUCACACGCUAAACUUUUCUCUCCCCUUUUAAUUCCCCUUUCUUUCCCCUCUGUCGAUCCAGACCUAAUCGAGCAUCAGCCUCCUUAUCCUUAAAUUCUCGUCGGAAUCCUUAGCAGCGGCGGCGCCGGAGGAGCGAGCGAACCAGAAACAGAGCAGACGAAACAGGGGAAGGUCGGGAACAGAGUGGCCGUGAACAAAAAAAAAAAAAAAGGCCGAUCAGAGAACGACGAAACGGAGCGGGUGAGAGACAGUGGUGGUCGCAGAGGGAUAUACGAUGAUGCUGCGCUCUUGCUGCCGGCCGUUGGAGAGAUGCUUCGCCCGACGCGGCGGCGGUGGUGGUAGCGAUGGGCUGUUGUGGCACUCGGAUUUGAAGCCGCACGCCUCGGGCGACUAUUCGAUCGCGGCCGUCCAGGCGAAUUCGAACAUGGAGGAUCAGAGUCAGGUUUACACGUCUCCGUCGGCGACUUAUGUUGGGAUUUACGACGGACAUGGUGGCCCGGAAGCUUCUAGAUUUGUCAACAAGCACCUCUUCCCUUUCAUGCACAAAUUCGCGAGUGAGCAAGGGGGUUUGUCUGUUGAUGUGAUAAAGAAGGCAUUCAAUGCAACUGAAGAGGAAUUCUGGCAUUUAGUGAAGCGAUCACUCCAAGUGAAGCCUCAAAUUGCUUCUGUAGGUUCUUGCUGUCUGGUUGGUGCCAUAUCCAACGAGGUGUUAUACGUAGCUAACCUCGGGGACUCGAGGGCAGUGCUUGGCAGAAAGGCGAAUCAAGAUAAGAGAAAAUCGGUGAUUGCAGAAAGACUAUCAACAGACCACAAUGUUAAAGUUGAGGAAGUUAGGAAAGAGGUUGAGGCACUUCAUCCUGAUGAUUCCCAGAUUGUCAUGUUUGCUCGUGGUUGUUGGAGGAUAAAGGGCAUAAUUCAGGUGCUUGCUACAAUUUGGCUCCCUUUUUGAGUUUCACUAGAAACCUGUCUGUUGGGAAUUUCGUUUUUGGUGAAAAUUGGCUGUUAUUAGUGUGGUACUGCAGUUACGGUUUCAGGUGAUUUAGAGUAAAAUGGAUUCUGGUGCAACGCCUCGUCCUGGCCAACGUCUCAUGCUACAAAGUUAAGCAGUUUUUUGACUUCCAUGCAUGAGAUGAACAUGAUGGGCGGCCCCCCUGAACACAAUAAUCCUUGUUUAAUUACAGGAAGGCUAGUUUCCCCCCCUAUUUCUUGCAUAUCAGGAAAUACUUGCUUCUUCUAUGGUGACUUUUGACUGUUUUGCUUAGCGUCUCACAGUUUAGUAGAGCCUUUACUUACUACUGCAUUAAUAACAUUGCUCUGAAUUUCCAUGUGUUUGUUAUUACCUUACAGGUAUCAAGAUCUAUCGGGGACAUAUAUCUAAAGAAGCCUGAGGUCAAUCUAGAUCCUUUCUUCCAGCAAUUCGGCAAUCCUGUCCCCUUGAAACGGGCUGUGGUGACAGCAGAACCUUCAGUUCUAAUAAGGAAGCUGAUGCCAGAAGAUCAAUUCCUCAUAUUUGCUUCAGACGGUCUUUGGGAACAAUUGACUGACGAAGAAGCAGUAGAGAUUGUGUUAAAUAAUCCCAGAGCCGUGAGUUCCCCCCAUAUCUUUCAACCAGAGAGUUCCAUUGCCGCUGUAAGAAAAUCUUGUGGCUAUAGCCUAUAGUGUAGUUUGUCUUAACCUGUGUGAGCUGGGGUUGAAUUGCAGGGAAUUGCAAAGCGACUGGUGAGAGCUGCCCUCAAUGAAGCAGCAAGGAAGAAAGAGUUGAGAUACGAUGACAUAAAGAAUGUAAGGAAGGGUGUAAGGCGGCACAUUCACGAUGAUAUCACUGUGAUCGUGAUAUAUCUUGAUCGACACAGAAGGUCUUUUCCAAAUGGCAGAUUGAAGAAGAACGCCAUCGGCUGCACAUAUGCUCCCAUGGAUAUUUACUCUCUUUACACCGCAGAUUAGCCACAGAACACAGUCGUCUUGAUAUGUUCGGUUGCUCUCAGCUCGAGCUUUUUUCGGGAAUAACCAAAUGACUCUCUAACUGCUGCAAUGGUGAUUACUUUUCUUUGGGCUGUGAGAUUGAGGUAACUAUGACAAAUAUGUCUGGGAUGCGGUUACAGUGUGUACAUAGUCAAAGCUAUUGAUGAAAGCUGAAUUGGGGGAGAGCCAUAUGUUGGUGAAGACUUAUUUCUUUUGCCUCUAUAAAUCCUAGCUCUUGUGCGGGAUUGGAUAUCUGACCGUUGUUUU
Messenger RNA from Linum tenue, 2255 nucleotides. Lineage: Eukaryota; Viridiplantae; Streptophyta; Magnoliopsida; Malpighiales; Linaceae. The record is from the annotation of a GenBank genome assembly.